This is a messenger RNA of Caenorhabditis elegans, 2659 nucleotides long. RefSeq names its product LIMR family protein R05D3.2 (gene lmbr-1). The transcript is spliced from 7 exons. The record is from RefSeq and is marked reviewed. NCBI's taxonomy places the organism in Eukaryota, Metazoa, Nematoda, Chromadorea, Rhabditida, Rhabditidae. The coding region runs from base 1 to 2214 and encodes 737 amino acids.
AUGGCCCAAUACGCCCUGGAGGCGGGUGUCAGCUGGCUGGCCACAUCUGUAUCAGUGGUGGCCAGCGGAACUUGGCAGUUUGCCAAAUGGACACACAAAUAUGUGAUGCAGCAAGCCGAAGAACUGGAAGCAGAUGAACCAGAGGAAUCGUAUUUCCAACAGAUGGUUGAUAAGGAAAAGGAGUUUCACAAUUAUGUUCGACAACAAAUUAUCUGCAUGUGGCUAUUCAUGUUACUAUAUCUAUUUGCAUAUUGGCUUAUAUCAAGAUUAAAACGAAAAACGGAAAGAGAAGCACUGUAUGCUGGAGAGGAAGACUAUUUUGUCUACCGAGUAUCUGUAUGGAUCAGCAGUACAGCAACAGCAACAUCAAUAGGAUCCCUAACACUGUUGCCGUUCUCCGUUAUUGGAGUAGAACUACUUCAGCUUUAUGAUGGAAACUACUACUUACAGUGGUUGUCAUAUUCGUUGAUUGGAGCUCUUUGGAAUUACGUUUUCGUUCUUUCCAACGUCUCGUUAUUUGUUCUAUUGCCAUUUUCUUAUUUUUUCAUCGAAUCUCAAGGGUUUUCGACGUCGAAAAUUGGAAAUGACAUGACUCAACGCAUCUACGAAGCCAUGGCGAUUUCUUUUCUGUUCGCAUUCGUUCUUCUGUGCCUCGCGGAAGUUGUUUUAACCAUCCUCGACUACCCUGUAUCAUUUCUUUCGAUCACUUCUGUCAAUCUUCCAUUGAUCUACUCAUGUGUCAGUUUUAUCGGAGCGGUUCUUCUCCUGAUUUCGACUCCAUAUGGGUUCGCGAAAAUGUUCUCUCUGGCCAGAGAUUUUUUGGUUACGGAGGAAACCGCAGACAUCGAGGAAGAGAAUUCAGAACAAUCAGAAGAUGUAACAGAGCCGAAAAAUUCAAGUUCUGAUGAAACGAUACAUCAAGUUGAUCGCAGCGAUACUCCACAUCUAGAAGACGUGGUCAAUGAUAUAACUGAAAACGUUGAUGCAGAUGGAGAGUUUAGAAAGGAUAGUGAUAGCGGAAUCGAAUCUGGAUCAACUGAAGAAAUGCGGCUGAACACUGAUGACGAAGAGAUGGGAAUAAAUGAUUCGGAUGAUAAGUCAGCGUUUGGUGAUGAUGGAGAUUUAGGAAACUCAACACCCACCAAAAAUAAAAAGAAGAGGAGGAAACAUGAUUAUGCUGCGACAACACCUAUAGUUCGAAAAUGGGAUAAAGAUGUUCCAAAAAAGCCAAAGAAUCCAAAUUUCGACUAUAGGAAUCUGAAAGAGUAUGUCAAAGAGGCUCGCCGGCAGAGGUCAUCCCUUUCUGAAUCUGACGAUUAUUGGUUUGGGUCACCUCCAAGGAGCUCAUUUUCGGCAAAUUAUUAUUCUUCAAGAUUUUCUCGCUGGAAACACAAUUCCGAAACUGGCCUCAAUCCAUCCUCAUCACUUCUUGUGGAUCCUUUUGCUUCUGGAGAUUUCCAUGAAGCAUCUUCGUCUGAGGCAUCAUCAACACCAUUAUCACCUGCUCGUCGCACCAAAUCCGAGGAAGCCAUCUGGAAGCCAGUUCUUCACACAGUAAAAUCCUCGAAAUUAUACAAAAGAGCAAUUGAGAAGCAGGGGCGACUUGUGAAACUUUUCAUGAGUCUUCGAUUCCCAGUAGCGGCCGCUGCUUUGUUAGUUUUGACGACAUGCUCUCUAAUCAUGGUGGCUACAAAUACCUUGAAAUUGUUAUUCGGGUAUCGCAGUUUACCUGUCUAUGCUCAAUACAUUGAGGUACACACUCGUCAUUCAUUCGGACUUUUUGGGGCUUGCAUCGAAACUCUUCUCAUUAUUUACGUGAUGAUCACAUCUUUCGUUGGGCUGUACUCCCUUCCGGUUCUUCGUUCUCUUCGACCUGUUCGAAAAGAUACUCCAAUGCCAACGAUAAUUAUUAAUUCUUCAAUAGUUCUUGUUGUUGCAUCCGCUCUCCCAGUAGCUGUUAACACAGUUGGAAUGACAACUUUUGAUCUUCUCGGCUCCCACUCAUCGCUCCAAUGGCUUGGAUCAUUUCGAGUCGUUGUUGCCUAUAAUACUCUAUUCGUCGUGUUGUCUGUCGCAUUUCUCUUCAAUCAAUUGACUGCUUCAAUGAGAAGGCAAAUCUGGAAGUGGAUAUGUCAACUACGAUGUGGAAUCAGACGGGAGAGUGAUGCGGAUGAAACCAUUGAGAUCCUUAGAGGCGAUAAGAAAAGCAAUUGAAUUUCUUUCCUUUUUCAACACUUCUUACCCAUGUUCAUCAUUUUAAUCUUUUCAUUACAAAAACAAGGUCCUAUUUUUUUUCUCGGGUACUACUCGCCUUUUCUAAUAAUUCAGAAUCAUCAAUUUUUGCCAACCUCUAGCUUUACAUGUCUGUUUUUCAUCAUUUUCUCUCAAGCAUUCUCCUAAUAUAUUAUGUUCCCUAGUAUUUCCCCUCAGUCAGCAAUUUUCUCGUCGUCGAAACCGUUUAGCUUUACUUUCAAUCAAAACGUGGAACAUUUUUCAAACUAUUUGAAGCCAAAAAAAACCAGGGCUUUUGUAUAUGUACCAUAUUUUCCCUCUGAUUUUCUUUAUCGCCUUCUCUUUUCAUGUAGAAUAACUGAAAUACAAACCAUUUUAAUUUUUUCUUUUAAUUAUCAAUACUGUCCGUAUAGGUAAAAAUUAUUUC